Ahaetulla prasina is the source of this 1275-nucleotide messenger RNA. RefSeq names its product acetylgalactosaminyl-O-glycosyl-glycoprotein beta-1,3-N-acetylglucosaminyltransferase-like. Lineage: Eukaryota; Metazoa; Chordata; Lepidosauria; Squamata; Colubridae. The transcript is spliced from 2 exons. Gene Ontology annotation, cellular component: membrane. The record is from RefSeq and is a predicted model, not a curated record. Bases 17 to 967 code for a protein of 316 amino acids. Gene Ontology annotation, molecular function: protein N-acetylglucosaminyltransferase activity.
UGUCUCCCCCUGGAAGAUGAGCUUGGGGCUGGCAGCUGUCCUCUUCUUGAUCACGUCCGCCCUGAGGAAGCGGCUUCUUCUUCAAGCAAUGGCUGAGCCCAUCACCUUGUACUUCAACCGGAGCGUCUAUGAAGCCCUCUUCCCUCACCUGCAGCUCUACCGCUGCCAGGAGGUGAUAGCCCAGGACGACUUGUGCCAGGGACCCUUCCGGGCGCCCUUGCUGCUCCUGGCCAUCAAAUCCCACCCGGGUUCUGAUGGCAGGAGGGCCACCCUGCGACGCACCUGGGCCCAGACAGCGGAGAUGGGGGGCUUCUGGCUGCAGCCCCUUUUCCUCCUGGGGGCCGCAUCCAACCAGAAGCAGCUGGAAUCGGUGGCGCAGGAGAGCCGCGUGUUUGGUGACAUCCUGAUGUGGGGUUUCACGGAGUCCCAUUACAACCUGUCCCUCAAGGAGCGCUGCUUCCUCCAGUGGGUGCACGGGCAGUGCCAGCGGGCAGCCUUCGUCUUCAAAGGGGACGAUGACCUCUUUGUGAACCCCACGGUGCUGACCGAUUACCUCCGCCGGACGCCCAACGCCUCCCACUUCAUCCAUGGCAACAUCCAGGUCCACUCAGUGGUCAUGAGGACGGGCAAGUAUGCUGUCUCGCGGGACCUCUACCCCCUGGACCACUACCCUAACUUUGCUUCCGGAGGGGGGUUCAUCAUGUCGCAUCUGGGGCUGGCUGCCCUCUACCGAGCCUCCCUGGAGCUGCCCGUCUUCCCGCUGGACGAUGUCUACCUGGCCUUCCUGGCGCUGGCGGCCAAGAUCCCCCACCGGCAUGAUGAGGCCUUCCGCGUCUGGGGCAUCCCCAAGGAUGAGCUCUCGGCCUACCAGGACUCCAUUUCCAUCCACGGGGUCAGCAUGGAGAGGAUCGAGGAAGUCUGGAAGCAGCUGGAGAGCCCCCCAAAGGACUUCUGGAUCUCGUCUUAAUGCCUGCAGACAGACCAGGCCUCCCACCCGACUGGGGGAUGGAACCGAUUCUCGAUAGCCUCUGGGCCUGAGAAGCACCUUGACCAGAAGGCUGGUCCAAUUCCGGCGUGGCUCUGGGUCACUGCCACAUGAACAGGACAGAAGUGGCCCCAAGACUGCCUCAUCCCACCCACCCCCAGGGAUUAGAAAACACAACGGACAUAAAAAUUAGCAAUACUGUCAGACUUGCCCCAACUUAGACUUUUAGGAAAGAAAGACCCUUGACUCCGUUUGAUUGAAGUGUUAAGAGUUUUUUUUACUAAAGUCGU